Messenger RNA from Nymphalis io (European peacock), 3987 nucleotides. RefSeq names its product cell adhesion molecule Dscam2-like. The transcript has 26 exons. Bases 1 to 3987 code for a protein of 1328 amino acids. Gene Ontology annotation, molecular function: protein binding. The record is from RefSeq and is a predicted model, not a curated record. Gene Ontology annotation, biological process: cell-cell adhesion. Lineage: Eukaryota; Metazoa; Arthropoda; Insecta; Lepidoptera; Nymphalidae.
AUGAUAGCUACGAGUAAUGCUACGAGUGUUACAACCAAACGAUACAAAAUUCUUUCACACGCAAACAGUCAGCUAAUAUUCCUCAUGGAGCCACCACCGCGGCUGUCGUUCUCCAAUAGUACUGGUGCUAGUGUGUCAUGCGCUGCUCACGGCACUCCCGCACCCACAAUCACUUGGCUCACUGAAGACGGCGUACCCGUGUCGGAUGUGCCUGGAUUAAGAGAAGCUCUGCCAAAUGGCACGCUGUGGCUCGGCUCCUUCUCAGCGGCACAGUACCGCAGCGACGUUCACGCUGCUGUGUAUCGGUGCCGCGCUGCUGGUACAGUGGGCACGGUGCUUUCCCGAGACAUGCGUCUUGAAGCAGUGAUGGAUGUGCCCUGGGAAGUACGUGUUCAACCGACCCAUGGCGUGUCUGGGGGCUCUGCAUUGAUGACGUGCGCGGCCUCGGCUCCGGUCCGUGGUCACAUCUCCGUCACUAGGUGGUUCAAGGAUGGUAGCGUCCUGGCUCCCAUGGCAGCUGACGCUGGAGGUCGAUAUAUGAUUGGUGGCAGCCGAGGUGAUAUCCUGGUGAUACGAGAAGCGAGACCUGAUGAUGCCAGCUCUUACUCGUGCGAGGCUCAGCACGUUUUGACGGGGGAAAAGAGAAGAAGUAAUGCAGCCAUGAUAGCUGUUUCCCAUACUACGGGAAGUAUGGCACCAAGAAUCCUCACGAUAUCAGAAGACGAGACAGUUCCUCAAGGAGGAGACAUCCGAUUAGUUUGCUGUGCUAUUGGCAGUCCUCCUCCCACAUACAGCUGGUUCCGUCAUGCAAACGGUCGCCUGAGUCCUGUAUCCAACAGCAUAAGAAUAUCGGUAACCGAACAAGUGUUGGUAAUCAGACGAGCUCAGACCUCGGAUAGUGGAGUUUGGACAUGCAGAGCUCACAACCAAUACGGGGAACAGAGGAGGGACGCAAGACUCCGCGUCCGGUCUAGGCUUGUUGUCAGCGUUCACCCACAGCUACAAGUUGCCAAUUCAGGCAGUUCCGUAACUUUCAACUGCUCAGUGGAAGGAGGAGAGGCGCGAGUGCGGUGGCUGCACGAUGGCGUACCGGUGGGGGGUGGUGAGCGGGUUCUUCGCGUGCACGGCGUUGUGCGCGCUCACCGGGGAAUGUACCAAUGCUUUGCUGAAAGGGACCUAGAUAGCGCACAGGCUGCUGCGGAGUUAAGGCUUGGAGACACGGCCCCGGAACUACACUAUACGUUUAUCGAGCAGGCCCUACAUCCAGGGCCGGCACUCGCACUCCACUGCUCCGCAUCAGGGUCGCCGCCGCCACGCUUCACUUGGCUUCUCGACAUGCAAGUGGUCGAGGAACAUAAUACACCGCAGAGAAGCAUCUCACAAUUCAUGAGUCCCAACGGCGAUGUCGUGAGUUAUCUCAACAUAACAUCUGUUCGACCUGAAGACGGCGGGCGCUACACUUGUCGCGCGCACAAUACAAGAGGCGCUGUAGAGCACUCGACAAGGCUUAACGUUUACGGACCACCAUCGAUACGGAACAUCGGACCAGUUCGCGUGGUAGCUGGAGUUAAUACAACACUCUACUGCCCUUACUCCGGAUUUCCAAUCAGUGAUAUCAGGUGGCAGCGAGGAGGGCUAGAUGUCGGGUCGACAGGCAGAGCGCUGUCGGGAAGUAGCGGAGAACUCCUACUUUGGCCAGCUGAACCAGCCGAUGCUGGAGUGUAUUCAUGCAGGGUGACCGCACCAUCUGGGCAGUAUGCCCAAAAAGAUGUACAGAUUUUUGUCAGAAAUCCACCGAAAAUUGCCGGCUUUUCGUUUCCAGCAGACUUAGUGGAAGGAAGUUCAAUACAAGUUUUAUGUGGUAUAACAUCUGGAGACAAGCCCGUCUACUUUUCCUGGUUAAAAGAUGGAUUACAUAUUCCUUCAAAUUUGCAAGUAUACCAAUAUAAUAUCAAUAGCAUUCUCAUUGUAAAUCUAUAUAUUCUCUUCAUAAUCAAAUCAGUAGAGUCAGAAUCUGAAGUGAUCCUGGAAUACCGAGUGGAUGGUCUCAGGCCAGCGACAGCGUACGCAUUACGACUUGCUGCCGUUAAUGAUAUCGGCGAUAGUGAAUAUUCUGAAUCCGUUAUCGUGCAAACUUUAGAAGAAGCGCCUUCAGAGCCUCCUCGAAACGUCGAAAUUCAAGCAGACGCACCAGGAGAACUUUUAGUCAAGUGGCAGCCUCCAUCUCAAGAAUCCUGGAAUGGUGAAUUGCUCGGUUACGCGAUAUGGUGGCGCGGAGACAACACAUCACUAGCAUUGACAGUACCAGGUUGGGCCGCGACUCAUGCUCGGCUCGCAUCAUUGCGUGCACAUGCGCGGUACGAGGUACGCGUGCGCGCGUUUAACGCUGUGGGCGCUGGACCUUCAUGUGCUCCACUAGCUGCCACUACUCUUGAGGAUGUUCCCGACGCUCCACCGCAACAUAUCCGCUGCGAGCCACUAUCCGCCCAAUCCUUUCGCGUAUGGUGGGAGCCACCACCAGCUGUUUCAAGAGGUGGACUUCUUUUAGGAUAUGAAAUUAUGUACCAGGAGGUCGGCUUAAUUGAUGCAAUAUGGGAAAGGCGUCGAGCAGGUGGCGGAGAAGCGCAAGUAGGAGGGCUGCGAGCGGGCAACUAUUCGCUGCAGGUGGCGGCGCGCACGGCCGCCGGCCUGGGCCCGCCCGCCGCCACGCACUGCACCACGCUUGACGACGUCCCGGGACCACCAGCUGAUAUAAAAGCUGUACCAAAUUCUGAAGAAUCGGUGAUUGUGAGCUGGCUCGCACCUGCGCAGAAAAAUGGAAAGAUUAGACACUACACGGUGUAUAAUAGGCCUCAAAGGACAGGCCAGCACUCCCACGUGAUGGUGCCGCAUUCAGAUGAGGAGCAAAUGCUGGAAGUGCGUGGACUACAGGAGCACCAACUCUAUGAAUUUUGGGUUACCGCUGCCACGACGGCCGGGGAGGGGGAGAUGAGUGCUAUCGUUGCCAAGAAACCAAGCUCAAGGGCUGGAGCAAAAAUUUGGUCAUUUCCACGUAGAAUAACAGCAGCGGAAGGUUCACGUGUUGUAUUAACGUGUGGAGGUGCGGGCACUCCUACCCCUCUUCGUGUUUGGAGUCGCCGCCGACCGCCUUCACCGACUACAGACCCAAGAAUUCGAAUAGAAGGACAUCGUAUUGUCAUACCAAAACUAGAGGCAGUGAUGUCGGACAACUACACUUGCGUGGUGCGCAACCCGUGGGGUGAGGAGCGCGGCGUGUGGGAGCUGCGCGCAUCGUCGCCACCCGCGCGCCCGCGCCUGCGCCUCAGCGGCGCCGCGCCCGCAGCGCUGCUGCUCGCGUGGGACGCCGCCGACUCUCACACUUCUAAGCCAGCAGUGGAAAAACACAUGAUCACGAGCAACAGUAGCUGUGUUCGAUUAAAUUUUCUGACAUGGGACAGUAACAGUUGCCCUUUGAUCCAUUUCGUUGUCUCUAUCCGAGGCUUUGAGGAAACUGUUUGGAGAUCAGAAACUGUUGGAUUGGAUAUUCUACCAACUGCACUGUGUGGUCUACAUUCAGCUACUUGGUAUCACCUGAAAGUAGUCGCCCUGAGCACCGCGGGGUCUACUACAGCGACUUAUUACUUCUCUACGUUAACUGAAGAUGGCGAACGUAUAGCGGCGCCCGCGCAGUUCCCAGCGGGUGGCGAGGAGGGCGUGGCGGCGGGCGGCGGCUUCACUCUGCUGGCGGCCGCGGCCGGUCUGGUCGUAGCGCUGCUGUUAUUAGCAGUAUUGGCUUAUAGAAGAAGUAUGGCAGCUUCGUGCUUCAGAAAAGGCUACGAACAAAGUGGAGUUUCUGAAGAAGACAAAUCCAUUGAAAAACGUGAUAACAGAAGGAAUUGUCAGCAAGUUUACACAUCGUCCCCUAUCAAACAUCCUAAUAAGAAGGAACAACAAGGUACUUCCAUGAUCCAUAAUGGAAUGUUCUGA